GCUCUCAUAUUAUUCCAAGCCUUUUGAGCGUCUCCAGGCUGUGAGAUGAACACAUCUCCCUUGUGUUGUGUGCGUGUGGUUGUGUGUGUGUGUGUCUGUCUGUGUGUGCACCCGCCUGAUGAGAUCUAACCCUACGCACUCGUGAAGAGGAGACUGAAUGCAGAACAAGCUUGCUUGCAGUGAUGCUGCACUGAAGCUGAACACUUUCUCAUUUACAAAGCACAGAUUCCACCAUCCAGAUGAUGAACUAUGCUAUGGAUAAGUGUGUACAAGUGAAAGGUACAGAGGGAGAGGGCUAGCAUGGUGUCUCAUCUCCAUACCUCAGCCCAGAUGAUCUGCCCAGUCUGGCUGCUCCUGUUCUCCUAUUCUAUCAGCAUCACCCCGUCUCAAUCUGAACUAGUAUUCUCAAUCCAGCCAAAGGAUGGCAUUGGGAUUCUGAACAGGCCACUGAUGCUGCAUUGUGCAGUGUAUGACACAAGCCCACAGACGGCACUACCAGUGAAGUGGGAGAAAGAGAAUGGAAGAUUGGCAACUGGAGUUCAUCAGAUGGCCAAUGGCUCUCUAUUCUUUUCUUCACUUAAAGGGGAAGACCUAGGGGGAUAUAUUUGCAGUGCUAGGAAUGGAAGCAAACAGAUCAAAAGUGUUGUCACAGUCAACAAAGCAUAUCUGGAAAAUGUGUUUUUCAGUCCUCAGUCUCAGAGUGUAAUUAAGGGUCAGGACUUGUUUUUCCAGUGUGUGUCAGGGGACAGCUCUCCAACUGCCCACAUAUCAUGGCUGAAGAAUAGCAGAGCUUUUACCAGAGGAACUCAGAUCCAGGGUCAAUAUGGAGGGGGGAGUCAGAGAAAGACCUCAGGUACGCUGCACCUGACCAACGUCACCAAGGCAGACCAAGGACGUUAUGUCUGUGUUACCCAUAAUCGUCUACUGAACAUAAGCAAAGAAAGUGACACAGCCACCUUAAUAGUUGGUGGGCUUAGCAUGAGUCUUGAGAUCAUGCAGGGUCCUGAGAAUAUCACAGUUGCUGUGGAAACGGAGACAGCCCUGCACUGUGUAGUCCAUGGUUCCCCUACUCCCAAAAUUCAGUGGUUCAAAGAUAACCAAAUGUUACCCAAUACAUCGAGAUGGGACCUGCAUGAUGAUGGACAACUUCUUGUCUUUGAGAGAGUUUUGCCAGAAGAUGAAGGCUUCUAUUACUGUGAGGCUGACAAUGACAAUGAGAGACUCAGAUCACAGCCAGCAUACCUCCUUCCUGCAGUCAUGGACUGGACCUUUGUUCUCCAGCCUGUCAAUAAAACAGUGAGGAAGGGUGACUCAGUGACUCUGUACUGCAGACCUCCACACAGUAGACCCCCUGCACAAGUGUCUUGGUUUAGAAACAACCGGCUCCUCCGGUCCAGGUCACACAUCUCCACCCAACCCACUGGAGACCUGCUCUUUCACAGUGUACAAGAGACAGACAGGGGAUUUUAUUUUUGUCGGGCCUCUAAUUCCUUCCUACAAAGGGCUAUAACCUCCAGAAAGAUCUUCCUGGAAGUUCUAGCUCCUCCAUCCGUUACUAUCUGGCCCCUGGCGGUGAUUUCCACAGUGGGAGCGGAGGUGGUGAUUCAGUGCCAGGUGUCAGGACACCCUGUUCCCUCUAUUGAGUGGUCAAAACAUGGCCAGUCUGUAAGAACAGGAGGCAAAAUUACCAAGGGGGUGAGAAAUGCAACUCUUUAUAUCUCCUCAUUGAGAAACUAUGAUGAAGGUUUUUACACGUGUGCAGCCUCCAAUCCUGUGGGACAGGAUGAGAAAACGAUUAGCCUACGUAUAGCUGCAAAGCCGAUCAUUGUGUUAUUUGCGGGAUCAGUGAAUGUGUCCAAGGGAGCCACUAUCAUUCUCCCAUGCCGAGCUGUUGGAAACCUACCACUGAAGUACAGUUGGCGCAGGAGUGCUCUUCAGACACCUCUAUCACUUUCACCACGCAUACGCGUUGAUGGCAAGAGAUUCUGAAAAUCUUUUUUGUAUUAACCCUUUACUGCAUGGUGUUGCCAUAUGGCAAUAAUUCAUUUAUAUCCAUUUUUUUUAUACAUACAAAACUACUAUUUUCCAAUGUAACUGGAACGGGGCACUUUUACUUUGACAUAAUAAAAAUAUGCCAUGUCAGAUGACCAGGAAGUGCUGUUUGGUGGAAUGGUGAAGAUUAUCCUUGAAGGCUCUCAAAACUCGAUUACUGUUUCAAUAUUUAGGGAAAACUACUUAAAGGGAAAAAA
Messenger RNA from Ictalurus punctatus (channel catfish), 2249 nucleotides. RefSeq names its product roundabout homolog 1. Gene Ontology annotation, biological process: axon guidance; dendrite self-avoidance; homophilic cell-cell adhesion. The transcript has 12 exons. Gene Ontology annotation, cellular component: axon; plasma membrane. Lineage: Eukaryota; Metazoa; Chordata; Actinopteri; Siluriformes; Ictaluridae. Gene Ontology annotation, molecular function: cell-cell adhesion mediator activity. The coding region runs from base 301 to 1989 and encodes 562 amino acids. The record is from RefSeq and is a predicted model, not a curated record.